This is a messenger RNA of Exophiala oligosperma, 2463 nucleotides long. RefSeq lists its product as uncharacterized. Gene Ontology annotation, biological process: transcription initiation at RNA polymerase II promoter; positive regulation of transcription elongation by RNA polymerase II. The record is from RefSeq and is a predicted model, not a curated record. Gene Ontology annotation, molecular function: TFIIF-class transcription factor complex binding; DNA binding; RNA polymerase II general transcription initiation factor activity. NCBI's taxonomy places the organism in Eukaryota, Fungi, Ascomycota, Eurotiomycetes, Chaetothyriales, Herpotrichiellaceae. Bases 185 to 2248 code for a protein of 687 amino acids. Gene Ontology annotation, cellular component: nucleus; transcription factor TFIIF complex. The transcript is spliced from 2 exons.
GUUCAUGUAAACCUCAACUACAACUUCUUGCUGUAGUUGAAGAUUCUUCUUCCUUACCUCUCAUUGUACCAACACCCACUUGUUAUCCUGCAUAUUUCCUACCCUCUGUAUCGACCUCAACCCUACCCAUAUCCUUUGCCGGCCUACCUCAAGCCAACAGACAGUUCGAUGCUCUCAUAGCAGAAUGAACGUAGGUUCCGCCCCCGCAGGUGGACCUGCGCAACAGCCUCUCGAGAAUCGCCCUGUGGUGAAACGUAAGAAGCCUCAAUCCGAUCCUUUUUUCAAGGGUCCAAAGAGGAAUCCUGCCUUCAAGCCUCAGCUCAACAGUCAUCCGACGCCUCCUUUGAAUGGCCACCUUCCGUCCAAGUCGCAAUCCCUACAACCCUUGACCCCAGCAAGUCAGCGCGAUAUCUCUCUUGCGAAAAGUUCGAUACCAGACAAUGAGCGCUACAGCGGCUUUACCGACCCGCGCGUCACUGCCGAGGGCAUACCUUACAAAGAUUACAGACUAGUGACAACAAAGAAAGAUCUUUUAGCUGGUCUGAGGUACCACAUACUACAAUUAGCUGGAGACAAAGUUGUCGACAUUCGCAAUGAGUCGGAGUUUCCAAAGCCUGCUCGAUUGCAUCGACGCGAUCCUAGAGCUCCGCCUCCCGGACAUCAACACCAGCACAAAGAAGAGGAUCAGGGACAACCGGAGCCAAAGGAUGGCCUUAAUGCCGCCGAACGAGAGGAGUUGACAAGAAGGAAAGAGAUCCGACAGAAGGAACGCGAGGCGAAUCUCGCCCAGAUUGCGCCGUCGCAGAAUGCCGCAAACAAGAGAAUGAACGCGUUCAAGAAGAAGACCCAACAAGUGUUUAGGCCUGACUUUUCUGCCGAAGACAAGCGCCGAAUUCAAACAAACUAUGAGGAGAAAUUGCCCUGGCAUCUAGAAGACUUUGACAGCAAACAUUGUCUGAUCGGUAGCCACCAGAUGGGAGCGAUGAGCUCCAACGCAGCGUUUGUCUUCGAACCUGGGGUCGACCCUUCAUCAGGACGAGUUCGACUGAUUCCAAUCGAGAAAGUCUAUCAGUUCAAGCCAAAGCGAGAAUUGGCGCAGCAAAUGACCAUUGAAGAAGUCGAGGCUGCCAUGAAGAAACGAGGUUCCGAUCCAGAAUGGUUGAUUCGUCAACGAGAAGCCCGUGUCGCCGAAGCGUCCAGAGACCUGGCUGCAAAGCGUUCCAAAGGUGUCUUCACGGGCGCCCAGACUCAAAACAUAGCAGGCCGAACUGGUGAAGAAGCUGACCUGGACUAUGAAGAUGACUUUGCCGACGACGAAGAAGGCGAUCUUUUUGUUGACAAGGACGAAGAUGAAAAGCUUGCCGAGAAGCGUAUCAAAGAGGAUCAGCUCCAAGCAAAUUUCCUCGACUUCAAAGAUUUGAAAGAGUAUGAUGAGGCGGAAGAACGAGAAAAGCGCGAAGCCGAAGCUCGUAAGCGCAACUUCAAAGAAUUACGUAAAGCCCUCGAACGACGCGAGCACAAUUACAAUCAUGGAACCGAUUCUGAGUACGAGUCUUCCACCGACUCUGAAGAAGAACGCGAGCGUCUUGAGCGCGAACGUAUCGCCAAUAUCAAAAAAGAAGAUGAGGACGGUAAGAAGUCUGCCGUUCCUAGCCCAGGCGGCACUCCAUCAGGGCGAAGGGAAAAGAAAGGCACGGGCAGCGAUCGUGAGAGAGCUCGCGGCCUCAAACGUCCUGGAAGCCCUAAUCUCUCCGAAGCCAGCGGCACCGAUGCCUCGACUCGCAAGAAGAAACUAAAGUCCAAGCAUCUGUCAUCCAGCCAACCCACUCCCAGUGUGUCGAGACCCAUGUCUCCCGCCAAUGUGCCUGGUCAAGUCCGGAAACGAACUGGCGCUGGUUCGGACACUGAAGCCGGCAUGAGUGACCGCGAUGGUGGGGUAAUGUCCGAUGCCAGCCGUACUCGAAAGAUCAAGUUGAAGAUGAGCGCUAGUCCGCCUGCGACGAGCCCAUCGAGCCGGGCUGUGAGUCCUGCGCCAGGCAUCGCUGGCGGUGCACCAAGUCCGACGUCAGCACCUACAGCCUUUCCAAGUGUUCAGGACAUUAAGAAUGCAAUCCCGUCACAUGGGAUCACUAUCAAGGAUCUCAUGAAGAUUGUGGCGCAUCCAAAAGAACGACGAGGUGAAUUCGUCAACCUGGUCAAGGAAGUUGCCAAGAUGGAUAAGGAGAGGAACGUGCUGGUGCUGAAAUAGACACUCCUAAGUCGGGAAAGCAUGUCUGGCUGAUAUCGGCAUGGCACAAACUGUCGAGGUGUAUGAAGGGAGACCUUUCACAAACUUCGGCAAUUCACUCAAGGCUGUAAGUGUUAUGGAUUUACCUGAGGCCUACAAUAGGUAGGCCGGUGGCCACUGAGCAGUCUGGUCAUUAGCAAAUGUAUGAGAUAAAACAACAAUAUCAUUUUAAAGCG